UUAAUCAUUUAGUUCAGUUCAUUUUACCUAUUCGUUCAUUUCCCGAAUUCGUUUCGUAGUUCAGUCUCAGUCAGAGUAAAUAAAACAAAGCGAAAACUGAAAAUAGUAAGUUAAUUUAGUAAAACAAUAUUGUGGACAUCGUGGUGGUUGUGAUAGAAGCGGCAUUGCAUUGCCAUCAUUGUUGUUAUUGAUACUUCUACUAAAUAUAAAAUGACCUGAUCUUUGGCUUGAUGUUUGAUUUAAUCUGCUGGUGACAAGGAAUUACUAAUGGAAGGGUUGCCUGAUGAUGUUGUGGCUAAGAUUGCAGCCUUCUUGCAAUCAAGAGAUCUUCUUGCUUGUUCAGCCGUGAACAGGAAAUGGCGGGAGAAAUUCAAUAGAAAACCUUUGUGGACUCCUCACCUUAUCUUCUUAGAAGAAUACUAUAACAUCCAAGAAAAAUACAAGGAAAUGAUAUUGUGUCCUCCUUACCUUUCUUCUCUUCAGCCGUUGUGUACAGCAAGAGAGCGCUACAUCCGAGACCAGUGUUUGCGUUUUAAUUUCAAGGCUGGACUUUUCACGAUAGAAUCUUUUCACCCGAAGACUGAUGGUAAAGUAAAUCAAAUCAUCAAUCACUUAGAUAAAGAUGGCCACUAUUGGCUUUUUCUGACAUUUGCUCAUAGGAUUGAGGUUUGGAACAUAACCAAUAAACCUUAUUUUCAAACCCGUGCAGAGAAGAAACUACCAUUUCCAGUUGAACAAGAUAGUUUAUAUAUUUUGGAUACAAAAGUAAUUUUGGUUUAUAGCAACACAGUUCAGGUAUAUUCUUUUGAGGGACCAAAGUUUGAACUCAUUUUCCAGUGUGCUUUUUUUAACGACAAUGAAUUGUCCCAAAUAGAUACACAAGGACAACUAAAAGCCAACUUCAACCAUAUAAUGUUCAAACACAUAAUGAUUGGUAAUAUAUUGAUAAGCUAUCCGGCGUGGACUGAUAAGCUAAACCUGCCAACUACCUGUCUUCAUGUGUGGAAAAUGGACACCUUGACAAAAUUGGAUGCAGUAAAAAUGCCUUAUGAACGUUUUCAUCUUUAUCACAAUGAUGACGAUUGUAGAACCUACGUUUCCUUUAAAUUUUUCAAAGGGGACCAAGACAAAGUUCCUCUUAUUGUAACAGAAGCAACUGGUACAGUAGUAAACAUUUUUGAUCUAGUUGAAAUGAGGUUUCUAGAGAUUUUCAAAUCUUACAAUUCUGUUCAAAUAUAUUGGAGCACAAUUGUUGAUGAAAGGGUUCAUGUAAUUGCAGCUUUUCAAAAAAUGUGUUUCUUCUCCACCACCUUUGAUUUUCAUGGUGCAGAUGGAGUUAAUAGAGAACUAACCAAGGCAACAGGUUUACAUUUUUCAAGUCAUGUUAUGAUAAGCGAUUCAGGAGUGCAUGCCAAAACACCUUGUGGUACAUGGUUCAUUGGGGUUAAAGAAGGAAGAUUUGCUUCUGUAAAACUGCUUGAUAACUGUGAAAGCAACAAAAUGGCUAGCUUUGUUGUUGUGAGUCAGUUAUUAUUCUUAAGAGAUGAUGAUGGAUGCACUACCAUAUGGGAUUUAGCCAAAAAAUGCCCAGUUAAUGAAUUGUCUCCUAGUCUUGGUGACAUAGACCUAUCACAUGUAGCUUCUUUAUCAUCAACAGAGUUUCCUCCAAAAAUCAUAUUUCCAAAUACUGAAGGAGACCUUGUGAUUGUUCUCAGUUUUUGGUAGUAAGCUACCUACGUGAAGAUAGUAUGGCCUCUUAACUGUUUCAUAAACACUGGUGAUGUAAUAUCUAACCAUCGCACAUUUUUAGUUAGUAACUUGGACCUGUAUAAAUUUAAUAAGUAGUUGAAAUUGAAAGACUGUUAUUGUUAUUAAGUUCAAUCAUUCUGAUUCAUUUUGUUUAUUUUUAACACAACAAAAACAUCCAUGUUCGCAGCAUCUUCAAAAAAUACUUUUUUAUGUAUUACUUAAAAUUUUAUUGGGUCAAAGCUAGAUCUCAAACCACCCUAUGAUAUUCUCCCACCCUACUAUGAUGUACUUACACUUUUAUAUACAUCUCUCUAGCAGCUAAAUAUAACUUUUACUGACAAUGGUUUAUAACGGUUUUCCCAUUGCGUGUUUUCACACAGAUCAAUUUGGUUAUAAUAAUGUAUGCACAAAGCAGCAUUCGAUAGGCUCUUUUCCUAGAAGUUAAAUAAUUAUUGGGGAUUAUUUAAAUCUGGGUAUUUUGUGUUGCUAAAACUUUUGUAUAAUUUAUAGCUUGUUAUUGUAAGAUUUUAAAUUUGCCAGCUAAAUAAUCUAUUCAUUUUGAGAUUAUUGUGUUCCCAUUACCCAUAGGUAAAAACAUAGAUUGGUACAGUGUUUUGUAAAUUUUUUACCCAAACAGGAAAAGAAAUUAGUAAGUUUAUCAUAGAAUUUUCACUGAAUAAAAUGUGUUACUAUAAUUUAUAUUGAUCUAAUUUUGUUUGUAUAUAUCCUGAGCUGUACUUUUCAAUAUUUAUCAUAAUAUGUCCAUUAUUAUCAAAUCUUACAAUUAUGUCCAUUAUUUUAUAUUUGUAUACAGUUUAUGUAAGUUUUAAUCAUAAUAUACUAUUUAUAUCUAGUUUUUUUUUAUUUCGCCUAAAACAUUAUUGAAGAUACAUAGGGAGUAGUCUUAGUAAGAUUCAAACUUGUUUAAACAAUGUAUUUUCUAGUCAUUAUUUAAAAAUUGAUAAUUAUAUGUUUAUAUGUAGUCUAUGUUUCAAAAUGGGAAUUUAAUGGCUAUUGGUUGAUUUAUUGGCCCAGGACAACUUUUAACAUUUAAAGUUAGACCUUUUGUAUUUCAGAUCUUGGAAGAAGUUUUAGGAAAUUUUCAGCUAAAUAUCUGUACAUAAAAAGUGUGGUUUUAAGUAUGCAGAUGGUACAAAACUACACAGGUGUAUUUUCUUUAUUAACACAACUGUUAAGCAGGAAACCCACUAGUCCGAUCCGACAAGUCUCCGACACCUUCUGCACAUUUUAAGGCAAUAACCCAUUGGUAUGACGGGCUCCGACAGUAGACCUAGCAAUACACUAUAAGAGCUAGAAAUACACAUUAAAUCAAUAGAUUAUUUUAGGCUUCAUACACUUAUUUCACAUAUUUAUAGAAUUAUUUUAUAACUACUUCAGACACCUACUAUUAAAGAAUAAGGGAGCGAGCUGGUCUGGUGGAGUACGGAGCUUUGGUCACCAAGGUCCUGGAUUCAAAUUGCAUCAAUCAUCAAUGGAGUUUAUCCAUAUGAGAAUGCCGAUACCCUUCCAGUUAUCAUGAUAACCUUUAUUACUAACUGCAUACAGAAAGGGAUACUCGCCAAUUGCUUCGAUCAAACAUUCGUCAAUACUCAUGUCACCACACACGAAGCUAGACAGUGACUAAUCUAGGCCUUGUGCACGCAGACUGGAGGAAAAUCGGAUCCGACGUUCGACAAUGCCCUCAGAGCAAUGUUGUCAGAAUGUGUCGGGUCGGACUAGUGGGUUACUGUCCAUUUAAAGCCAUGCAAAGUAAUUGUGUCGGAUCGGAGAGUGUAGUGGGUUUCCUGCUUUAGUUGAUGCCAGCAAUGGAAAGAGCAUGUUUAUGAGUUUGUUUUGAUUUGGUUAUGUGUGGUGUGGUUUGACUUGGUCAUUACAAGUCAAUAAAAGGGUUUUUGUGUGUUGGAGGUUACUCCGAACUAGAGCCGUUGUGACUCCUAGCAAAACUUUCAGAAUGGACGCUUCUUGCUCUAACUGUAUAGGGUGAUGCCCCUGUGUUUGGUGAGGAAGUUUUGUUACUUAGAAGACUCCUUUUAUUGUUAUGUAUUAGCAUUAGCCACUUAAUAAACAAGUCUGUAACAGUUAAUCAAUUAUCCAAGACAAAACAAACCUAUAUACACAACUGUUUAUACCCCCCCCCCCCACCACAUUGGUCCCCAACAACAACAACCCCAACAAUUUGGCCCUUUCCAAACUUGCCCUUUCCAUUGGUGGAACAUCAAUAGCUGUAUUAAUUAGGAUGACAGAAAAUCUACAUGUUUGGCUUUGUACCUUUAUUUCAACACCCUGUGCAUGAUGUGCAAUCACUGUUUUGAGUCUCAUGAGCUUAAUCUCUGUCCCUCAGCACCCUUAAAAUUUCAAUUGCAAAAUACUUGAUUAAACAAAGUGAUCUGAGGUUAAGUUUCUAUACUUAAUACUUACAUUUUUCAAAUUUGUGAACAUUGAAAUUUGACUAUUUUAUAAUACCGGUAUCUAAUAUGGACUAAAUUAAGUAUAUAAAUGGAAUUAGAAAGAUCAAAGAUGUCUGUGGUACAUUUUGACUUGUCGAUACUGAAAUAGAUCUUUCAUUCAUGUAGCCAAUCUAUCAAUCAAUAAGAUCGUAGUUGAAUGAGCUGCCUUAGUGUGUGCUGCUGUUAAAAUUGUAUUGCCUCACUUAGUUUUUGAUACCUUGAUAAUUGAUGUGAAAUGCUACCUUGAUUGAAUAUGCUAUAGUUUAUAGUAGGUCUGAACUAGUAGAAGCUCUUCUUUCAGUUUAGUUUGGAUAGUCGGUGAAUAUGACACAAUCAUACUGUGUAAUUGGUACAGAACACUUGGUUGUAGGCUCAAUUCAACUACAACAUAAACAUGGGAAUGGGACGUCUUCUACUCUCCUAUCAAAAUUGAUAAGUUAGUUUUAAAAAAUUUGCCGUAUCACAAUUUAAACCUAAGCAUGGUUGAACUGAACAUUUAAUAAAAAUCUUCGACUGGUGUUGGUAAUUUUAUCCUCGAGAAGUAGACAGACUUCAGGAGGAUCUGUUUUGUGAGCCCAGUGAAUAUUUAAAGAAAUGUGCCUUACAUAAUUAUUGUUUCUAAUAUAUUUACAUUGUUUUAUACGUCUUCAUUGACGUUUUAAAAUAUUUUUGUUGUUCUGUUAAUAAAAUUAAAGACUUCUCAAUUUAAAAAUAUAUAUUACUGGUCACUGGUCAGUUUAGUGUACUUUUAUUUGAUGAUGAUAAAUAUAUUCAAUGCAUUUAGACUUUAAUAAACAUGGUGAGCUAGUAAUCUGUUAAUAACUAGUUACAAUGACAAGCUUAGAAAACAAUAUGUUACAGUAAUAUAGAACUUCUUAACUCUAACAUUUUUACUUUUGUUGUUUUAUUAGACAAAUAAUCCUGUUUAAAUGUUAAAAAAUAUGUGAUUUCAGAGUAUUACUGAUGUUAUUUUGUUUAAAUAAUGUUAAUUCUUUUCUUAUUUUAAACACUGUACAAGUUAGUUGUUUGUUUUGUGAUUUAUUGACAUUUUAUAGAACAAUUGUUAUUAUAACAACGUUAUUCUGAAGUAAAGUUUCUUUAUUC
Macrosteles quadrilineatus (aster leafhopper) is the source of this 5321-nucleotide messenger RNA. RefSeq lists its product as uncharacterized. The coding region runs from base 268 to 1725 and encodes 485 amino acids. The transcript has 2 exons. Lineage: Eukaryota; Metazoa; Arthropoda; Insecta; Hemiptera; Cicadellidae. Gene Ontology annotation, molecular function: protein binding. The record is from RefSeq and is a predicted model, not a curated record.